AUGUCGCAGCUGAAGGUUCUAACCCUGAAUUGCUGGGGUGUUCCUACCCCAAUAGCAUGCCAACUGCGCUUGGAAAGGAUGACAGCGAUUGGUGACCGCCUAAAACGAGGAGAUUACGACUUGGUUGUCCUUCAGGAGGUUUGGGAUAAAGCUGACUUCAAAAUAUUACUAGACAGAGUGUCAGGAGUGUUUGUCUACAAUCACUACUUCUACAGCGGGGCUAUUGGAAGUGGAGUGUGUGUGUUCUCCAAGUUUCCAAUCCUGGAAUCCUUUUAUUAUCGUUUCUCACUGAAUGGCUACGCCCACAAGGUGUUUCAUGGUGACUGGUUUGGAGGAAAAGGUGUGGGAAUGUGUAUUGUUAAGUUCCAGGACUUCAGGCUUGGUCUCUUUUGUACUCAUCUCCAUGCAGAGUAUAGUGAAGCAGAUGACGAAUACUUGGCUCACAGAGUCUCACAAGCGUUUGAAAUGAGUCAGCUGAUUAAACUCACAGCAACCAAGCACCUGUGUGACUUUGUUGUCACUGCGGGAGAUUUCAAUCUCCAGCCAACAGAUUUGGGAUAUAAACUCCUUAGAGAAAAUGCAAAGCUACGUGAUGCAUGGCUAGAGCUAAAUGAUGAGACAGAUUCUGGUAAAACUUGUGAUAUUCCCAGUAACUAUUUCACAACUCCAGCUCAGCUGAAAGUUUGUCCUAAUGGCAAGAGGCUGGACUACAUCCUGUUUAGGAACAAUGAAGGCACUAGUGUGGAGGUAGUGAACUGUCAGGUUACCAUGGGGAAGAUACCAGGACACCCGUAUAACUACUCUGACCAUGAAGGAGUCGGUGCCACCCUAAACAUCUCCAAAGGCAACAAUGCACCUCAUGAUAAUGGCGACCCUACCCGCUUGGAACCAUUAUUGUCAGAAGCCAAGAGCCUUAUAGAGCGGGGAAUUGGAAAAGUGUCAUCAAACAGUCAGUUCUACACAAUCUUGGCCAUCAUAUCUGUAUGUCUGCUGUAUAUGUUGUCCUCCCUCGACAUCCCGCCCUGGCUUGGUCUGUUCCGUGGCAUGUUAUUGGUGGCCCUCACACUGUUGUUUGGGUUCUGUAUAUGGAAUAAGGCUAUCCUCAGCCGUAUAGAAACACAUGGACUUAUGGCCACAAAGAAUGAUAUCAGAAAUCUUCUUAACUCUCAAAAAAGUUAGUGUGUAGUGGAGAUCUUUUGGUACAAUCAUUGUUUACAAACUCUACACAUAUCAACAUAUUCACCCACACAUAAUUUAACACAUCAUAACAUACUUUAAUCAUUUUCCCAAAAUGAAACCAAGAUUAUUUUCUGAAAUAUCACAAAUGUUCCAAAGAUUACUUUAUAUGUACGUUCAUAAGCUUAUAUUUACAGUAUUUAUUUUGAAUGAAGUCUGAUUAUUGAAUUGAGAAGG
This is a messenger RNA of Ylistrum balloti, 1413 nucleotides long. RefSeq names its product putative neutral sphingomyelinase. The coding region runs from base 1 to 1179 and encodes 392 amino acids. The transcript is spliced from 8 exons. Gene Ontology annotation, molecular function: sphingomyelin phosphodiesterase activity. Gene Ontology annotation, cellular component: cytoplasm. The record is from RefSeq and is a predicted model, not a curated record. Lineage: Eukaryota; Metazoa; Mollusca; Bivalvia; Pectinida; Pectinidae.